AUGGAUUACGAGGCUUUGAAGGAUCAAUGGAGUGAUAUCGAGGACCGCGAUGGUAUCCGGCUCAGCUGGAACACGUUCCCGAGUUCUCGCAUGGAAGCGUCCCGGCUGGUUGUCCCCAUUGCUGCCGUCUAUACCCCUCUCAAAGAGAAAAGCGACACUCCAUUGCUUCAAUACGAACCCGUGACAUGCAAGCAGCCCUGCAGGGCUGUUCUCAACCCAUAUGCCUCUGUUGACAUUCGUGCGCGCAUCUGGAUCUGCCCCUUCUGUCUAAUGCGAAACCCACUUCCUCCUCAUUACAAGGAUAUUACGGAGACCACAAUUCCCCCCGAACUUCAUCCGCAGAGCACCACAAUCGAGUAUCAGCUGGCGCGACCAGCUCCGGCUCCUCCAAUCUUCCUCUUUGUAGUCGACACUUGCCAGGAAGAUGACAGCCUGCAGGCUGUCAAGGACUCGCUCAUCAUGAGCUUGUCAUUGCUCCCGCCCAAUGCGCUUGUGGGUUUGAUCACAUAUGGAAAUAAUGCUCAAGUGCAUGAACUUGGCUACGUCGAAUGUGCCAAGUCUUAUGUGUUCCGAGGCAAUAAGGACUAUACCGCCAAGCAGGUUCAGGAAAUGCUUGGUAUGGCACAUGGCAUCCGGCCGGGUGUCCCUGCUCCGCAACAACCAGCACGAGCUCCUCUUCCUCCCGCAGCACGUUUCCUCCUCCCUGUCCAACAAGCCGAGAACCAGAUUACCAGCGUCCUUGAGCAACUACAACAUGAUCCUUGGCCUGUUGCGAACGACAAGCGGCCUCUCCGCUGUACUGGUGUGGCAUUGAGUGUCGCAGUCGGUCUUCUGGAGACUUCUUUCAUGAAUGCUGGCGCUAGAAUCAUGAAUUUUGUUAGUGGUGCCGCUACAGAAGGCCCCGGUCAUGUGGUUUCCCCCGAAUUGAAGGAGCCUAUCCGUUCGCAUCACGACAUCGACCGUGACAACAUUAAAUACUUCAAGAAAGCCGUCAAGUUCUACGAUGCCCUUGCCAAGCGUGCCGCUAACAAUGGUCAUAUUGUGGACAUUUUCGCUGGCUGCCUUGAUCAAGUUGGUCUCUUGGAGAUGAAGAACUUGUCAAAUUACACAGGAGGUCACAUGCUUCUGACUGAUAGCUUCACAUCAUCUCAGUUCAAGCAGUCAUUCAUUCGGGUGUUUGACAAAGAUGCCAAUGAUAACCUCCUAAUGGCUUUCAACGCCUCGCUCGAGGUCCUCACAACCAAGGAGCUCAAGGUCACUGGACUUAUAGGCCAUGCUAUUUCCCUUAACAAGAAGUCAACUUCUGUCGGUGAAACAGAGGUCGGUAUUGGCAAUACUUGCGCGUGGAAGAUGUGCGGUAUUGAUCCUUCGUCGAGCUAUGGUGUCUACUUCGAGAUCGCCAACCAGGGUGGACCUGCCCCUGUACAGCCUGGUCCCCAGCAGGGUGUGAUGCAAUUCUUGACGUAUUAUCAGCACUCUUCUGGAAACUACCAUCUGCGUGUGACCACAACUGCCCGCCCAUUAAGCGGUCCUGCUGGUGACCCAACACUGGCCCAGUCUUUCGACCAAGAGGCUGCAGCCGUGCUCAUGGCCCGCAUUGCUGUCUUCAAGGCUGAAGUGGAUGACGGCCCUGAUGUGCUACGCUGGGUUGACCGCAUGCUUAUUCGCCUAUGCUCACGCUUUGCAGAUUACCGCAAAGAUGACCCAACAUCGUUCCGCCUGGACAAGAAUUUUACACUGUAUCCCCAAUUCAUGUUCCACUUACGACGGAGUCAAUUCUUGCAGGUCUUCAACAAUUCACCUGACGAAACUGCCUUCUACCGCCACGUCCUAAACCAUGAAGACGCCGGUGACUCUCUUGUCAUGAUUCAGCCUACUCUCGACUCCUACUCUCUGGAGUUUGAGGGAAGCCAGCCUGUGCUUCUUGACUCUGCAUCCAUUCAGCCCGCACAUAUCCUCCUCCUCGACACUUUCUUCCAUAUCCUAAUCUUCCACGGCGAGACCAUUGCCGAAUGGCGGAAAGCUGGAUAUCAAGACCAAGAGGGCUAUGAAAAUCUCAAGGCCCUUCUGGAGCAGCCAAAGGAAGACGCUCGGGAGCUCAUCGCCGACCGUUUUCCUCUCCCCCGGUUCAUUGUCUGUGAUGCCGGUGGCUCCCAGGCUCGUUUCCUUCUUUCUAAGCUGAACCCAUCGACGACUCACACCAGCAGCGGUGGUUAUGGUGGCGGCGUCUCAUCCCAGACGAUCUUCACUGAUGACGUCUCCCUGCAAACAUUUAUGGAUCAUUUGAUGAAACUUGCGGUGUCUGGUACUAGCUAG
Molecule: messenger RNA, 2316 nt
Organism: Penicillium chermesinum
Lineage: Eukaryota; Fungi; Ascomycota; Eurotiomycetes; Eurotiales; Aspergillaceae
Gene: sec23
Product: GTPase-activating protein SEC23
Exons: 7
Coding region: 1-2316 (771 amino acids)
Biological process (GO): endoplasmic reticulum to Golgi vesicle-mediated transport; COPII-coated vesicle cargo loading; intracellular protein transport
Cellular component (GO): endoplasmic reticulum exit site; COPII vesicle coat
Molecular function (GO): GTPase activator activity; zinc ion binding
Source: RefSeq, a predicted model, not a curated record